Doryrhamphus excisus (bluestripe pipefish) is the source of this 3179-nucleotide messenger RNA. It is a transcript of the gene znf280d, whose product is annotated as zinc finger protein 280D. The record is from RefSeq and is a predicted model, not a curated record. Gene Ontology annotation, biological process: regulation of DNA-templated transcription. NCBI's taxonomy places the organism in Eukaryota, Metazoa, Chordata, Actinopteri, Syngnathiformes, Syngnathidae. Gene Ontology annotation, molecular function: DNA-binding transcription factor activity, RNA polymerase II-specific; RNA polymerase II cis-regulatory region sequence-specific DNA binding.
AGUGGAAGUCGCCCUGAUUGGUCCGGAUUCCCCGAGACUGUUUCCGCUGUGCUUGGCUGGCUCACACGGGCACCAUUUCUGCUGCUGGUGUUGAAAAAAAGACCCGCAGUAUCUGAAUUUAAGGGACACACACACUCAGUGACGCGGGUGACUAGACCGUGACGCGGUGUGAUAGGCAGGUCCAAAAUGUCUGAGCUUUUUAUGGAAUGUGUGGAAGAAGACCUGGAGCCAUGGCAGAAAGCAGCUCCAGGGCAAAUUAUUGAGGACGACGACGAGCCCAUUUUUGUUGGAGUGCUUCCAAAAACGGACCAGAUUAGUGAAUCUCUUGCCGCACCUCGUUCAAAGGACAAUGUAAAAAAGCAAGGUGUAAAUUCUGCUCCUGCUCCUCUUCGUCCUCCUCCUCGGCCUGUAUGUGCUCCUCAACCAGCCCUGAGCUCAUCUUUAAUGUUACCAUUGAAAAUAGCCGGAAAUGCCAUCACUAAUACUACAACUGCAGCCAAUCUCACUACACUGACUCCACGGCCUGUUAUUGUCAACAAUCAGGGCUUCAUUGUAACAUCCCCACAGUUAACCAACAACAGCAACCUCAUUGCCACUCUUGGGAAACAGUAUCCUCCUGGGACAAAAUUUACCAUCCUACCAGCUGGUCAGCAGCAGCAGAUACUCCAGCGAGUCACCCCAGUCAAGGCGAUACCCGGUGUUGUCCAUCGCCCUCAUGUGCAGCAAAUCACCAGCAACGUUGUGACGUUAGCUAAUGUUCAGAGCCCCGCCGUUUAUUCAGCCAAACCCAAGUUGCUGCAGGUCAGCCAGGCCCCCUCUCUGCAGACCAUCACCUUGCCUGUACAGACUGACAAUGUAAACAAAGAAAAGCUCACCGUGAAACGAGUGUUGCCACCUGAGCAGAUGGUCAACAUCAUAAAGAAAAUUAAAGUUGAUUUUGUCGGACAAGCAAACACGACCAACCCAGUGGAAAAUGGUGCGCCAAAGAAAAAAUGCCCAAAUUGUCAGGAAGAAUUCCUUCAGCAGGAGGCGCUAAAUAAUCAUAUGACUAAUUGCGGGGUCAGUGUGGAAAGUAGCGUUUCAACAGCCGAAAACACUGUUGCAAAAAAACUCAUCAUGCUGGUGUCAGAUUUCUACUACGGCCACGCUGAGGGAGAAGCUGUUGACGUUUGUCUGCCAAAAGGCAACAACACUUUCAGGUGUCAAAGCUGCAUGAAAGUUCUCAAGACCAAUAUCAGGUUCAUGAACCACAUGAAACACCACCUGGAGCUGGAGAAGCAGAACAAUGAGAGCUGGGAGAGCCACACAACUUGCCAGCAUUGCUAUCGCCAGUACCUGACUCCAUUCCAGCUCCAGUGCCACAUUGAGAGCGCUCACAGCCCCAUCGAAUCCUCCACCAACUGCAAGAUAUGCGAGCUCUCCUUCGAGUCUGAGCAAGUGUUGCUGGAGCACAUGAAAAACAACCACAAGCCCGGGGAGAUGCCUUAUGCCUGUCAGGUGUGCAAUUAUAGGUCCUCCUUUUUCUCAGAUGUGGAGACACAUUUCCGAACUGUCCAUGAAAACACAAAAGACCUGCUAUGUCCUUUUUGUCUUAAAGUUUUGAGAAGUAGUCACAUGUACAUGCAGCAUUUCAUGAAACAUCAGAAAAAAGGAAUCCAUCGCUGUGGAAAAUGUCGACUGAAUUUCCUCACCGCUAAGGAAAGACUGGAGCAUAGGAUUCAGGUCCAUAAGACUUUCAAAAAACCUAAACUCCUGGAGGGCCUUCCUGCAGGGACUAAGGUGACCAUUCGUGCUUCCCUCAGUGGCAAGACGCCUGCUUUGUCAAACUCCGUAGAUAAAGCUCUUUUGACCGUCACUCCCGAAACACAAAACGUCGGCGCACAAACCAAGCCGCCUCUCACCGUGCCCAAAUCUAAACCAAACGCCUCCGAAGUCAAAUUCAAUCAGAAAAAGAAGAAAAUGGAUGGCAAGUUCAACGUAUCACUGACCCACAUAAGUGCAAAGGGAGGGUCUUACACAUGCAUCGAGUGCAACUCCAGAGUGGAUGAUUUCUUUUCCCACUUCCCCUCAUCCUCCAAUUGUGGAGCGUGCACUUAUCGCACAAGUUGCAAAGUUGCCAUUGGAAAUCACAUGAUAAGAUAUCAUAGCACCAUCAACAAGAGCAGAUUUCACAAAAUGGAUCAGAAGAAACAUUCAUUUGCAUUAAAAUUAACGCUGGUGUGCCUCAACUGUGACCUCCUGGUGAGUGCAUCAGGCGGUGACCUGAUGUCCAAACAUUUAAAUGACCGACCAAAUCAUGUAUGCAAAGUUAUUGAAGAAAAAGAUAUCAAACCUGAUGAUGGAACGACGUUUUUUGUGCAAGCACAGCCAACCGCAGUCUUGGAAGCACCACCAAAUGAAACGCCCAUGAAUGAAGUGCAAAUUGAAAAGACUGAACCCUCUCCUAAUGCCAGCGUGGAACAACCAGAAUCUGUAGUGAUGUUACCAGCAGUGGAUAUGCCACCCUCUCAGACUGCCUCUUCACCAUCCUUUACGUCUGAUGGCGUUCAAGAUGAUAAGUCACUUCUGGAUGCAAGCAUCUCCGUGGACAGCCACCCCACCCCAACACUCAACAUAGACUAAGCAGGAAACAGCAGAAAGAACAAUACAAAUCGCAAAGAAACUCUUUUUAUAUAUCCAAAACCUUCCCCAUCAGUCACGAUCAGAAAAUGCCUGUUAUUUGUCAAUGACAGUAAAUCACUGCAACGAUCUCAAAACUCCCCACCACAAACACGGUAUGUAGAUAUUCUGUGAUAGUGGAUGCCACAUCUGUUAACCCAUUAUCUGUACUUUUUGUGCAGAACAUGUCAGUUUUGACUACAUGUAAACAUUUGUGUGUUUAUCAUAUUACUUUAAGUACUGUACCAAGAUUGGCUCAAUGUAAUAUUCUACUUCAGUUGUUAUGCAUUUUGAUGGCAUUCUUUUGUCAGACCAUCUACUUUUUAAAAUGUAUACAUACUAGAGGUGUCUUUUAAACUGGCCAAGAGGGUGUAAUAUUGUUCCAUUUGUCUUUUUUAGGUGAAAAUCUCAACUUUUUAGACAUUAUGUUCAAUAAAGUGGAUUUAUCCAAGGAUGAUUUUAUCAACAUAUUUGAACAAUAAUUAAAAUAAGCAGUCCCAAAAGUUGCUUUUUUUGGUAUG